AUGAACUCGGCCCUGCAAUGCAUAAGUAGAGUUGAGGAGCUGGCCGUCUACUUCCUCCAUCAAAAGCACAAGCCUGAGAUCAAUGCUGACAAUCCGCUUGGUUACAACGGCAGAAUUGCAAAUGCCUACGCCAACUUCUUGGCUGGGCUUUACAGCGAUAACGCCACUUCUGCUUACCGACCCAAUGGCUUCAAGGGUGCUCUUUCCAUGGCACAGCCAAUGUUCUCGGGCUAUGGCCAGCAAGACUCGCAGGAGUUCUUGAGUUUCCUUGUCGAUGCUCUCCACGAAGACCUCAAUCGCAUUCACAAGAAGCCGUACAUCGAAAACCCAGAUUCGGAUGACAAGACCGUCCAUGAUCCGGAGGCUGUCAGGCAGCUUGGCGAUACAUACAGGGCGAACCACCAUGCCCGUAACGACUCCAUCGCUAUGGAUCUUUUCAAUGGGUUUUACAAGAACACCAUGGUCUGUCCUGACUGUGAAAAAGUCAGUGUGACCUUCGAUCCUUAUUCCCUUCUGACACUGCAACUGCCUAUUGAGAACACUUGGCAAGCAAAGAUCAUGUUCAUGCCCGUCACUGGGUACCCUUCGGCUUUUGAAAUUGAUGUUGAGAAGAACAUUUCUAUCAGAGCACUUAAGGACAUCUUUGUUAGUAAGAUUGGCCGUGGACUCACUCGCGAAAAACUCAUCUUUGCCGAGAUCUUCAGCCACCGCUUCUACAAGAUCGGAUAUGACAGCCAAACUCUUUCGGAGCUCGAUUUCUCAAACAAUGAUGUUCUUUGUAUGUAUGAGGUUCUCGAGGCCCCAACAAAUGCCGCCUUUAUGCCCAAGAAACAGUCAACAUACCGCUCAUUCUACCAUGAUUCUGCGAAUGAUCCUCUGCCUGGAAUGGACUCGCCUCUUGCAGAAACUAUGGCGGUACCUGUCUUCCAUUCCAAGACAGACAAACGUUCGUCGAACCUCGUUCUCAAUCCAACAAUGGUCACUAUCACAAGAGAGGAAGCCAGAGAUUAUGAUGCAAUCUUGAGAAAAGUGCUUACUUCGAUUGCAACAAUGACCACAACGCGUAUCCUCGACAACGUUCCGAAUAAGCAAGUCCAUGAUAGUACAACAGAGGAUGCUCAGGCUGAUACUGACGUCUCUAUGCGCGACGGUAGUCAGACACCUUCAGCCCAACUGUCAGAGACAUUGCAAUCUGCGAACUCCACUUCCUACGACCCCAGAGAUAUGUUUGAGCUCAAGUAUGUCCAAGCUACUGGCGACAUGUUCAUGACAGGAACCAAUAGUAUUGGUAACGGCCACGCUAUGCAGACCCGUGUCCGAAAAGUCGAAAGGCGUAGAGGCAGCACCAGUUCGGUAGCUUCGAACACAUCUGGCAAGAGCAAAGACUCCGGUUACGAUGGUCAGGGUAGAAGCUCAUCCGACAGUGAUGAGGAUGCCGACCAAUGCUGGAUUCAUUCAAGGCCAACGGCCAGACUGGAUUCUCUGGUGACGUGCAGAGUGACGAAGAGUCAGGCAUGGGUGCCCUUGAACAGUUGUCAGCCAAAGACAACCGCAGACGUAAGUUCAAUCAGAGACAGGCGAGAAAGACGUAUUCACGCAAAGGCGUUCGCCGCAAUGAGAAAACCCGAGCGCGUUCUAACCUACUUCGCUCGACAGCAGCAGACGAACCGACAGACGACAACGAGUUUUAUGUCAAACUUGGUGAAGGAAUCGUGGUAG
Molecule: messenger RNA, 1719 nt
Organism: Aureobasidium musti
Lineage: Eukaryota; Fungi; Ascomycota; Dothideomycetes; Dothideales; Saccotheciaceae
Source: the annotation of a GenBank genome assembly